Messenger RNA from Rhizopus microsporus ATCC 52813, 1032 nucleotides. RefSeq names its product oxidative stress survival, Svf1-like protein. The annotation marks the transcript as partial. Gene Ontology annotation, cellular component: cytoplasm. The record is from RefSeq and is a predicted model, not a curated record. The transcript is spliced from 2 exons. Lineage: Eukaryota; Fungi; Mucoromycota; Mucoromycetes; Mucorales; Rhizopodaceae. Gene Ontology annotation, biological process: response to oxidative stress.
CCACUUGAUGAGAAUGAUCUUCAGUGGACUUUAGCUUCUGGUUCUUCUACUGAAAACCAAGUGUUUUAUACUACGACCAGAAAUGGUACCUUUGCUUUUGUUCAGCUGAUUCAUUCCAAUAUUGGCUUAUGGAACCCUACUAUUUCAUUCACUUGCAAAUUCUAUAAUCCUGAGACUAAUACUAAUGUCUUUAAGAAUAUCAACAUGACCAAGUUUGAACUCUCUGCUGACAGACGUUCUGUAAAAACUGACUACUUUACCAUUCAGUUGGACGCUGCUCAACAAGUAUACAAGAUCAACAUUACCCAUCCUGAGCUUGUUGUCUCUUUAGAAUUCAAAAAGAUCGAUAGAGGAUUUAAAGUAGGCGAAGGCAAGACUUAUUUGGGAGGAGAUAAGCAAUCCGCUGCUGGCUUUGUCUCACAUAAAUUUUGGCCAAGAGCUGAAUCCAAGGGAACAUUUAUUGUUAACCAACAAAUUUAUGAAAUCGAAGGUGAUGGCAUGUUUAUCCAUGCUAUUCAGGGUAUGCAACCUCAGCUGAUUGCCUCUAAUUGGAACUUUAUCAAUUUCCAUUCCAAGGAAGCUUCUAUCGGCAUGAUGCAAUUCCAAACUACAAAGCAGUAUGGUUCAGUCAACAUUAACCAAGGAUCUCUUGUGCUCAAUGAUAAGCUUAUAUCUGUAUCUGUCGACAAUGACGCAGAAUUGAUGGACUUGGCAAAAGAUACAGAAACAGAAUAUGAUAUUCCCAAGAAAGUCAAACUGACAUGGAAAGGAAAGACGAUUAAAGAAAAGGAAGACGAUGAAGCCAAGGAUGUUACUAUUAUAAUGGUGGUUGAAAUCAAAAAUCUGAUUGACAAGAUCGAUGUCUUGGCUGAAAUACCUUAUGUCAUCAGAAAGCUUGUACAGACAUUUGUAGUUAAGCCUUAUAUCUAUCAAUGGUUAGACAAGGCAACAGCUGAAAUUACAAUUGGUCAAGAAAAAGUUACCACAGAAGGACACUGCUUCCAAGAAUUAGUAUUCGUUUCUGGUUUUUAA